Wallemia mellicola CBS 633.66 is the source of this 501-nucleotide messenger RNA. RefSeq lists its product as hypothetical. The record is from RefSeq and is a predicted model, not a curated record. The coding region runs from base 1 to 501 and encodes 166 amino acids. NCBI's taxonomy places the organism in Eukaryota, Fungi, Basidiomycota, Wallemiomycetes, Wallemiales, Wallemiaceae. The transcript is spliced from 2 exons.
AUGAAAGGUUUGAGAGAAUGGCUGGUUACACCAUCAUUGCGCAAAUACGCUUCAGUUAAUCAAGAUAAACCGACGAGGAGCUUCAAAUUAACAGACUCAGCAUUAGCAGGCGCCAUAGGAGGUGGUUCUUGGAAUUAUCAUUUGCGUGGUAAAGCGGGUGUAGUACCAGGAAUCUUGACAGCAGUUGUUGUCUGUACAGCCGGACAAGUAGCUGCCAACGAGGUACGCGUGCAACGGAUAAACUACAUCCUCAGACGGAAAGAGAGAGAAGAGCAAGACAAGACGAAGGAGGUACGAGUCGUCGAAAGACCAUUACAGCCGGCGCCACAAGAGCCUCCAAAGCAUAGUUGGUUGGAUAGGUUCAAAUUCUAUAGAGUGCCUGAUGAGGAGUAUCUCAACAAGCUUAAGGAUAAGUCAGACCAAACCAAAUCGUCUAUAAUGGCAAUCGAGCAACGGAUGAACGAGCUGAAGUUGUUGCUAGAUGAGGAGCAUGAAGUUUAA